UUCUUUCUCCGAGCGAACACAAGAGGGGGAGAAAUAUCGGCUGUUGGAGGUGAGCUAUGGAGAGGGCAGCUUCUAUUCUCACGCGGGCAGCAGACUUGGAUAAGGCCCAUCGCUAUUCGGAGUCGCUCAUUUGCUAUCAAGAAGGGAUUCAGUUGUUGUUGGACGCGUUGAAAGACGUGAAAGAUGGAGCUGAGAAAACGAAACUACGUGCCAGAGCUGGACAGUAUGUGGAGAGAGCUGAGGCCGUCAAGUCUCUAGCACGCCAGGAAAAGGAAGCAACAGCACAGCAUCACCAAGUUGUCAUUGAGGAAGGAUCGGUGGGUCAUGACUAUCCUAAUGUCUUCAGCCGAGUCUUUCAAGGCAAGAAGCCCCUGUCGGUAGAGGUCGAUGAUGCGUAUGUCCGCUCCAAUCAUCAAAUUACCAACUUCCUCCGUUUCUGUGAGCUGCUGGUCCGCUUUGGUACCGUCACGACUAUUCGCUUGCAGACUGGUGUGGACGAUAGGGGAGAUGGCCAACAGCAGCAGCAUCUGCAAGCACUGGUCAAGGACCUGGCUACUCACCACAUUACGCUACAUAUAACCUAUUCGGACACGUUACAUGACCGCGAGAUAAGGUUUGACAAUGGAUGGGUUGUCAAGAUCGGAAGAGGACUUGACUACUUCAAGGCACCCAAGGGCCGAUUCAGCGUUGGGUUUUGUGACAUGAACCUGAGGGCCUGUCAUGCCACAACAAUUGACUUCUACUUCCGGCCGAAAUGAACGCAUCCAUAUAUCCAGCGGGUGUUGAGUCGCACGGGGCAGCCUGAGACAGGACAACAUCUGUUCACUAAUCUCUCUGGAACUAUGGUGUACCAUGUACUGUGUGUGCAGCAAGUACUGUGGGGUACAGUAUGUGUGCUGUAUGCUGUAUACUAAUACUAUGCAGCUCAGUGGACGCGUGGAUUCUAGCGAGUAGCCGGAUUUCUAAGCCUUGUGAAUGAAUCCACUGCCCUUCACCUCCACUAUCCUGGUUAUGCCUUCACUGCCUCUGCGCCAGGUAUUGAUGUACGUGUACGACGAGUACACACUGCACUGGACUAUUGCUUACAUGUAGUUCCUCGGGCGCAAAACGUCUUCCACGGUGACUUAGUCCCAGCCUGAGGUUGAGUACGGCUGAUGGAGUUGAAGGAAAAAGUAGGAAAGAGUAGCUAGAACUUGAUUUGACCUGACACUUCUUGCUGGCAGUGGUCUCUCACAGAUUCUUUAUUUUAUUCUUUUAUUCUUUUAUUGGAGACCAAGUAGCUUGAUUUGACCCUUCUUGCUGGCAAGAGGGGUCCGUCGCCGCGGUACACAGACAUGUACAGGUGUGUGUGUGUGUGUGUGUGUGUGUGUGUGUGUGUGUGUGUGUGUGUGUGUGUGUGUGUGUGUGUGUGUGUGUGUGUGUGUGUGUGUGUGUGUGUGUGUGUGUGUGUGUGUGUGUGUGUGUGUGUGUGUGUGUGUGUGUGUGUGUGUGUGUGUGUGUGUGUGUGUGUGUGUGUGUGUGUGUGUGUGUGUGUGUGUGUGUGUGUGUGUGUGUGUGUGUGUGUGUGUGUGUGUGUGUGUGUAUGCGUGUCUGUGAUAAACCUGCUGGAGUUGAACAACUGUGCUGUGAUUCGUGCUGAGUGUUCAUGAUCUACUACUACACUGGCAUUCACUGAGUGUUCACCUGCCAGGCUAAGUGCUUGAUUCCUUCUUCUUUUUAUUUUUAUUAACCCAGAUUAAGUACUUCAGCCCAACUUUCUUUUACCAACUUCAUCAUCACUCACUAUUCAGUAUUGACUCACGCUUAAAAAAAGAAUCAAUUUUGGAAUGGCGAAUACUUCAAGUACUAAAAUUCAAAAUUGCAUACUAGUAAUUUACUACAAGUUGUACUUGUAAGUAGAGGCAUCGUACACUCUGCUUGCUCA
This is a messenger RNA of Sycon ciliatum, 1924 nucleotides long. Its product is annotated as MIT domain-containing protein 1-like. The transcript is spliced from 7 exons. Bases 57 to 758 code for a protein of 233 amino acids. NCBI's taxonomy places the organism in Eukaryota, Metazoa, Porifera, Calcarea, Leucosolenida, Sycettidae. The record is from RefSeq and is a predicted model, not a curated record.